AUGCCUUUCCCGACCCCAUGGAGCGCUGGCACGACCUUCCCGAUGGACGAUGAGGAGUUUCAACCCAGCGAAUUCUACCCUCCCAGCGCUGAUACUAUGGCUUCUCCUACGGUCCAACCGGAGUUCACAGUAAUGUACGACGGGCCCUAUCCACAUUGCAGCGAUGAGUCAAAAACGACAUCCGCAAACAAAUGGUUCCGCAGGUUCAAAGACCUCGUGUUUCCCAUGCUUCCUAGGAAGCAUCAACAAUUCCCGGUCAAAAUUGCCGUUCUCGAUACAGGAAUAGAAUUCAGCAGAUUUUCUGAACGGGAAUGCAGGAGAAUUAGAGAUGCAAAGAGUUUCGUCCCGAACGAGGAUUGGACUGACCGAGAGGGCCACGGCACGCAAGUGACCUCGCUGCUUCUCGACGUGGCCUACAACGCCCACAUCUACGUUGCCCGAGUACUUGGGGAGAGUAACCUCAAUGAACCUGCGCAAAUCAUUGCCGAUGCGAUCCGCUACGCCACUGAUACGUGGAAAGUCGACAUUAUUAAUAUGUCGUUUAGCUUCGAUUUCGACCAGGGAGUCAUCAGUGACGCGAUCAAACAUGCCUACGUUGCAAACGUGCUCAUGUUUGCCGCAGCUCGCAACGACGGCGGUAACUUCGGCGUCGCCUUUCCCGCAAGGCACAAGGAUGUUAUCUGUAUCAGCGCCACUGAUGGCGAUGGCAUAGCAAGCUCUUUUAGCCCUCCCGUGUUCGAUCCCGGUGAUAAUUUCGCUACUUUAGGCGAAGGACUGAUGUUACACUCUUUGGAAGGUGACCUCAUCUCGAUGGAUGGGACAUCGUAUGCCACCCCCAUUGCUGUCAGCAUGGCUUCUCUAGUGUUGGAGUACGUGCGGGAAAACUUUCCGGACGGCAAAAAGGACGAGGUGGAGAGGUGGCUAAAGGGAAGUCCGGACGGCAUGCGGGCUGCGCUAAACCUCAUGUCCCACAAAAGGAAUGAUCACCGCUACAUUGCACCGUGGAAACUGUUUGACGCCAGGGAGGAAGAAGACAACGUGUAUAUACGUCUCAUGUUUGCGCUGAAGAACCCAGAUUUCUGGUCGCAUUGA
Lasiodiplodia theobromae is the source of this 1092-nucleotide messenger RNA. RefSeq lists its product as uncharacterized. Lineage: Eukaryota; Fungi; Ascomycota; Dothideomycetes; Botryosphaeriales; Botryosphaeriaceae. The transcript has 4 exons. The record is from RefSeq and is a predicted model, not a curated record. Gene Ontology annotation, biological process: proteolysis. Gene Ontology annotation, molecular function: serine-type endopeptidase activity. The coding region runs from base 1 to 1092 and encodes 363 amino acids.